AUGAGCCAGCUGCAGAAUGGUACCGCGCCUGCAGAGGGACCGCCAAUGCCCCCGCAGGUCCCGAAACCUUUCGUUGACGUAGCCAAUGGGAAGUGGCCGAAUCCGGAGGAGCUUGGCCAAGCGAUAACGUGGCUAGACGCGACCAAAGAUAAUUUCCUGCGUACUCGUGGUAAACGAGCCUUGCCGUUCAUCGUCAUCCCCUACAUCGAAAUGCAGGAGUGGCACACCGUCUUCAGAGAGCUCUUGGUCUAUAUCACCAACCUCUCGGACAAGAUGCCCGUGCUCAUAUGUGGAAUCAGCUUGCAGGCUGCGCAAAAUAUGGCAAACGCUCUAUGGACGUGUCUGCAGCAAAGGGUGUUCUUGGAGUCGAGAGCAAACAACGGCGACUGCUACAUGCUGAAAUUGGCACACGUCCGUGCCAUACGUGAGGCAUGGCGCGGUUGGACAAACAGCUAUCGCAGGUACGAGGCCCUGGAACUCCAACGGCAGCAGCACCAGAUGUCGAUCUCCCAAGCACCUCAACCCGCCGAUCUCGUUGCGAAUGGCGCUCAAUCACCCGUUGCGGGACCUUCCACUUCCGCCUCCGCCGCAGCGACCCCCCUAGAUGCGACCUACGAGUCAGAUGGGCUCGCAGAACUGACUAACCUUUUCGAACUCCUAUGA
Fomitopsis serialis is the source of this 663-nucleotide messenger RNA. RefSeq lists its product as uncharacterized. The record is from RefSeq and is a predicted model, not a curated record. Lineage: Eukaryota; Fungi; Basidiomycota; Agaricomycetes; Polyporales; Fomitopsidaceae. The transcript is spliced from 3 exons. Bases 1 to 663 code for a protein of 220 amino acids.